Molecule: messenger RNA, 1572 nt
Organism: Acanthopagrus latus (yellowfin seabream)
Lineage: Eukaryota; Metazoa; Chordata; Actinopteri; Spariformes; Sparidae
Exons: 8
Coding region: 42-989 (315 amino acids)
Source: RefSeq, a predicted model, not a curated record
UCUGCACAGUAUUCUGCUUCCUCGCACAGACAAAGUAGACCAUGAUGGCAAAACAUAAUCCCGGACGUCUUGCUGCGAUCGUGGCAUUUCUUGCUGGUUUUGCAAUAAGUCUGGUGUUCAACGGGCUGUCUGUAGUUGGACUUGGUCCUUAUAGUACCACUACGGCCAAUGUGUCUGCUGUGUUUGACACCCAGAUCACACCUUCAGGAUGGACUUUUAACAUCUGGAGUGUCAUCUACGUCUGGCUGACAGCAAUGGUCAUCUACAUUGUCUCAGGACUUUGCAGGAAGAACGGCUAUGGCUACGUGUACUGCAGCCCUGCGGUGUUGCCUUACGGAUUCUUUAUUAGCUGGUGCAUCAAUCUGUGCUUCAAUAUCGGCUGGCUGCUUGUUUGGGACAAAGGAAUUAUGAUUGCAGCACUGAUUUUUCUCAUCCUGGUCAUCUGCACAAAUUACUCCAUGCUAUUCUUCAUCUGCCAUGGACUCCAUAUUUAUGGACCCUGGCUCAAGAAAUACCACAACGCUGAUCUGUGGCUCAUCCGUGUGCUGGUUCAGAACGGUGUGAUGAUCUACACAACGUGGACAACCAUCGCAACACUAAUCAACGUGGCUAUUGUACUGACUUAUGAAGUAAAUAUGUCCCCACUGGAUGCUGCCACCGUCUCGUACUCUGUUUUGUCUGUUGUUCUGCUUGUGUGGUUUGUUUUGGAAAACUUUGUCCUUGACAAACACGUGAGGUACGUCCUCAUCGUCUACCCCGUUGUGAUCUGGGCGCUGUCCGGAAACCUGGACAAAAACUAUAAUGCUGAAUCGCCCAGCCGCAAUGGCAUCUUCAUUGUUGUGCUUCUGGCCCUGGCCUGUGUGCUGUUUGCCAUCCGGAUUGUUUUGGUGGUGUGGAGACACAUCAAGCAGCCGCUGUACGCAGACAUCAGUCCAGAUGCCAUGGAACCAAAGGAGAUUGCCAAGAAGCAGAAAAAGAUAUUUAGCUGAACAUUUUUAAGAUGUCACACCGUGACUAGUGAUUUCAAAUGUGCUAGGUUGUGCAUUUGGUUUGUUUUGUCAUAUUAUGAAACAUUUAAAAGGGCACUAUGUAGGUUUGGAGAAGAAAUUCAAACUCUGAAUUUUUCAUAACUCAAUAAACAAGCGGUUCUCAGAGGAAAAAAGGUCCCCAGAACAGUGUUUAAAGCUAGAGAGGCAGUAGGGUCUCCAGAAUAACAAAGUGCACCUUUAAUAAAUCUUAUUACAUUUUGGUCACACAGUAUUAUUUAAAAUACACUCUAGUACAAUUUGCAUUGUAAAAUAAUGUAAUAAAUGUAAUUUGUCUGACUGAUCUUUAAACCUUGUGCCUCUUUUCUAACAUACAAAUUGCUAACACAACUCAUUAGGCUCUGAUUAGGAUAAUUUUACAACACUGCACAGGGGCACAUUGUAAUCAAAGACUUAACAAUAUAGGCCAUAUGCUUUACCAUUUGUUUACAGUUUGUUUGUUUAAUACCAGAUGUUCCCUUCCAGUGAUUACUGUACUUCUCUCAUCUUGACAUAUUUAUUUGAAAUAAAGGAAUUGUGAAAUUUA